Messenger RNA from Ailuropoda melanoleuca (giant panda), 680 nucleotides. Its product is annotated as fasciculation and elongation protein zeta-2-like. Lineage: Eukaryota; Metazoa; Chordata; Mammalia; Carnivora; Ursidae. The record is from RefSeq and is a predicted model, not a curated record. The transcript is spliced from 2 exons. The annotation marks the transcript as partial. Gene Ontology annotation, cellular component: cytoplasm; axon.
CACCGUGCGCAGAUAAUUUUCCCAAGUGUCUCCGAGUAACAGGGGUAUGUGUAUUUUGGAAGGUUAUUGAAGAAAUUGAAGAAAUGAUGCAGGAAUCUCCAGACCCAGAAGACGAUGAAACGCCCACCCAGUCAGAUCGGCUGUCAAUGCUGUCCCAGGAAAUCCAGACUCUUCAGAGGUCCAGCACAAGCAGUUAUGAAGAGAGAGUAAAAAGGCUCUCAGUAUCUGAAUUAAACGAACUACUGGAAGAAAUCGAGACCGCCAUCAAGGAAUUCUCUGAAGAGCUCGUGCAGCAGUUGGCCCUGCGAGACGAGCUGGAGUUUGAAAAGGAAGUGAAGAACAGCUUUAUUUCUGUUCUCAUUGAAGUGCAAAACAAACAGAAAGAGCACAAAGAAACAGCCAAGAAGAAAAAGAAACUCAAGAAUGGCAGCUCUCAGAAUGGGAAGAAUGAGAGAAGUCAUAUGCCCGGCACAGUAAGUGGUGUUUUGCUGGGAGCCGCUCCUGUGGUCGUCCCAGGGCUCUGGGCCGGUGGCGGGCAGGCAGGGCCUGUGUGUGUGAGUGUGCAGGCCUCUCGUGGGAGCACAGAUGGGCCUCUGGUCAAGGAGAACACUGUGCUCAGCUCUUGCAGAAAGGUGCUUUCUUGGUGAGCCUAUAAUGGCUAUCCGGGUAAUUCAGUACUG